Molecule: messenger RNA, 7873 nt
Organism: Engraulis encrasicolus (European anchovy)
Lineage: Eukaryota; Metazoa; Chordata; Actinopteri; Clupeiformes; Engraulidae
Gene: plxnd1
Product: plexin D1
Exons: 36
Coding region: 197-6013 (1938 amino acids)
Biological process (GO): endothelial cell migration; regulation of cell migration; regulation of cell shape
Cellular component (GO): plasma membrane; semaphorin receptor complex
Molecular function (GO): semaphorin receptor activity; protein binding
Source: RefSeq, a predicted model, not a curated record
CGGGGACUUGGCAGUAUGUGGCUCUCAGCUCUGAGUCGGAGAGGAAGCACGACUCUUUAUCACGUCAUUUGUGUUUAGGCGUUCGGCAGGAAACGGUCUUUCCUCCUGGAUUGUUGCAGUAAGACGGACGCGCUAUUUUUCUCCUGCUCAAUGCACCGCUCGGUCCAGACCACGCGAAGACCAGCCAGAAGGAAAAAUGCCUUCUUCGCAAAAAAGUGUCCCACCUUCCAUUUUCCUUCUGUUUCUGGGUGCCCUGGUGCCCCCGAGCUCGCGCUGGACUAUCCACCCGCGCCCAGCCGGUGCGCUACAAAUCCAACAGACGUUCACAUCAACGAACGAGACCAAUAACUUCGUGGUGGACGGAGACUCGCACAGGAUAUACCUGGCCACGGUGAAUGCGCUUUAUCAGCUGAACAGCACAACGCUCACAAGGGAAGUGGAGAGGCGCACGGGUCCGGUGGAUGAUAACCCGUUGUGCCAUGCGCCACAGCUCCCACAGGCUCCCUGUGAGCACCCUAAGACAUCUACGGACAAUCAUAACAAGCUCCUUGUGUUUGAUCGUGAUCAAGGUGUGCUGGUGACAUGCGGGUCUGUCUAUCAGGGCUUCUGCGAGCUACUCAGAAUGGAUAAUGUUUCACAGGUAGCGGUGGAGUUCCCACCUCGCGCUGCCAAAACUGUGUUCCCAAGUAUGCUGAACAUCGCCGCCAACCACCCUAACGCGAGCACUGUCGGGCUGGUCUUUAAAAGUCACGGAGGAAACACCCGUUUGCUGGUAGGGGCUACAUACACGGGCUCUGGUACCCCUUAUUUCCCCCAAAAUCAUAGCAAAGAGGACCUCCGUUUUGAAAACACUCCAGAAAUCGCCAUUCGGUCCUUAAACAUGAGAUAUCUCGACCGCCUUUUCACGUACGACAUCAACCCAUCAGAGGAUAACGUAUUCAAAAUCAAACAGGAAGACAAGCAGAAAAAUAAACUUAACUUUGUGCACGCCUUCACUCAAAAAAGUUACUCAUACAUUGCUCUGAAUAACGACGCAAAUACUGGGCACAAGGAAAGCCAGCCCAACAGCAUGUUGGCACGCAUCUGUUUGGAUACUGAAAGUCCUCGCCGAACAACCGCUGAAAUUCGGAAGCUCACCGAGUCUUACAUCCAAACCGGACUUCAGUGCGGGGAUGGAAACGUUUACAAGCGGUUGCUGUCGGUCUAUCCAGCCGAGAUCUUCUCGGAGGAGAAGCAACAGAUGGAGUCGGUCCUCUUUGGAGUUUUCAGCAAGUCGGAUAGGAGCCCCCAGACCGCGCUGUGCGCAUUCAGGUUUGAUGACAUCGAGGAGGCCAUACGUCAGGGCCGGAGGAGCUGCUCCAACGUGCCCAACACUGCUGAUGUGCAGGUGCUAGACAGUGUGAUUCAAGGGUCAGGUUCUGUCUGCAUCGCCAGGACAAAUAUAGUGCUGCAGCCGGAGCAGUUGAAUUGUGGCGCCGCUCACCUGCAGCACCCUCUGGCUCUGAAGAAUCCCCUGAUGGCCACGCCCAUCUACGAGUCCCAGGGCCUCAGUGCCGUCGCCGUCGACAACGUACAUGACCACACCGUCGUCUUCCUGGGCACCAGUAAUGGCAGACUGCGCAAGCUAUCUCUGUGGGGGAACCUGACGUUGGCCAGACGGCCCUGGAGCCUGAGGCUGCCUGCCAGGGAGCCGGUGCACCACAUCAUGACCUUUGACCCCAACGACAGGAACUACUUGUACCUCAUGACCUCGCAUCAUCUGCUGCGUGUGAGGGUGGCCUCGUGUGGCCAGUACACCACCUGUACUGACUGUCUGAGUGCCGGCGAUGCCCACUGUGGCUGGUGUACACUGGAGAGCAGGUGCUCCAUCCAGGAGGAGUGUGGCCAGAGCGGGCUGCCACGGGGCUGGAUCGGGAUGGGCGAGGGGACGCUGCAGUGCCCAUCCAUCACCAUCACCCCACCAGAGAUUAGCCGCUCCGCUGAUAUCAAGGAUGUGGGCAUCCUAAUCAAUGGGAGCAUUCCGGAUCUCCGGGGAUUGGUGGAGUGUGAUUAUGGGCGUGGCCUAAUCACUCGGGCCACAGUGCACCUGGGCUCAGGCACCGCCCUCAUCCAGACCUGCCCCCUGCCCCCCAGAGACAGCUACCCCAGCAUACCGGCCAACAGAGAUCACAUUACGGUUCCUGUGACCAUUAAAGUGAAUGGCACUGCCCUGGUCUCAGGAAGCUUCAUCAUCUACGACUGCGAGAAGACCGGAGAGAUCAACCCCAAAACACCGUGCAGUAGCUGUCUGAGUAACGGCUGGCGUUGUUUCUGGGACCUGGAGAGAGGCGAGUGUGUAGCGGGCAAAGAGGCGGCACAGGGAGCCCUGCUGGAGAAUUCCACUUCCUGUCCCAGUGUGAGGGCCCAGGACGUGUCCCCGUGGGCCUCUGGAGUCACCCAGGACUUCACCUUGGAGCUGCUCAACGUGGGGGAGGGAACCGAGCUGUUGUGCGAGUUUGGGAACGGGCGCUACCAGGAGGCGAGCUGGCAGCCGGGAGAAGAAGGCUUUGUCACAUGCGCUGGAGUGACGCUGAGUACCAGUCAGCAGAGCCAGCUCUUCACUCUCAGCCUCAAGAGGAAGCACAAGGCCAGAUACAUAGACAGCCCUCAGCCCAUCACAGUGGAGGUGUAUAACUGUGGUUCUGGCAGCAGUGACUGUUCUGAGUGCUGGGGUCGCGAGUACCAGGGUCACCUGUGUGCCUGGUGUGACAACACCUGUCGGCCGCGAGCGCACUGCCAGAGCUCACACACAUCGUGCCCCGCGCCAGAGAUCACCAAGGUGGACCCGCUGAGUGGGCCUCUGGAGGGGGGAACUCUGCUGACCGUGCAGGGCAGGAACCUGGGCCGCCGGGCCCAGGACGUCAGGGUGUCCAUCGGGAGCGUACCCUGCACAGUGCUGGAGGAACACUACACCGUCUCACAGAGGCUGGUGUGUAUCACUGGCGCGUCGGAGGAGCCCAUGAAGGACGUGGUGAAUAUCAUGGUGGAGGAGAACUCCAGUGGGUACUCUGUGGAAUCUUUCACUUACCUGGAGCCCAGGGUGCUCUCCAUGCAGCCCGUAAAGGGCCCUCGAUCUGGGGGCACACACGUCACCAUCACUGGGGAGCACCUGGAUGCUGGAUCCAAGGUUAAAGUCCGAGUCAAUGGCACUCACGACUGCGAGAUUUUGAGCCCUACUACGCGGUCUGCUGGCACCAUUGAGUGUGCGAUGCCGGCGGCGUCCCAGGCCAGUGAGGAGAGCGUGUCGGUGUGUGUGGAGUUUGACGGUAACCCCUGCCAUGGCCUCAGCCUCAGCAGUAACUUCAGCUACGAGGUCAACCCCAUCAUCAACACCAUCAAGCCCAACAAGAGCUACAGGAGUGGUGGGCGUCCUAUCAUGGUGAUUGGUCAGGACUUUGACCUGGUGCAGAGUGUCUCCAUGGAGGUGAUGGGGGUGGGCAGCGUGCCCUGCUCUGUCCAGUCGCCCUCCUUGAUCCUCUGCCACUCCCCACGCGCUGAGCAAUCCUUCAAGACGGAGGCUCGAUUUAAACUCAACGGCAUCUACUAUGUGGGCGAAUGGCGCGCCACACCCACGCCAGUUGGACAAGACGACGAUGGGCUGGAUCUGGAGAGGAUAUCGUCUGAGGAAGAUGAGGAGGUGGACGGGGAGAGAGAGGAGGAUGAAGAGGAGGAGGAUGAGGCGGGGCCGUACUCGGGGGUGUUCCCCAUGGAGUACGUGGAGGACCCCCAGUUCUACACCGCCUCCAAGGAGAAGGUCAUCAAGCACCACCCAGGAGAACCACUCACGCUCAUCAUCACGAAGGGUCCUACAGACCUGGAGCUGAUGCAGGAUGAGUACUCGGUGACGAUUGGCUCCUACCCCUGUGACAUCAGCUUCCACAACGACCAGCUGUUCCACUGCACCCUCAACGUGUCCCUCAGCUCCAGCGACACAGAGCUCCCUGUUACUGUGUGUGUGGGGAACCUGAAGAGUGUGAUAGCGCGUGUGCAGCUGGGCAGUAAGGAGCUGGCUAUCGUCAUCUCCAUUGUCUGCAGCGUGCUGCUCUUAUUCUGCACUGUGGCCCUGGUGGUGUACUGCACUAAGAGUCGGCGUGCGGAGCGCUACUGGCAGAAGACCCUGCUGCAGAUGGAGGAGAUGGAGUCCCAGAUCAGAGAGGAGAUACGCAAAGGUUUUGCGGAGCUGCAGACGGACAUGACUGACCUGACCAAAGAGCUGAACAGCAGCCAGGGCAUCCCCUUCCUGGAGUACAAGCAGUUCGUCACACGCACAUUCUUCCCCAAAAUGUGUUCGGACUAUGAGAACAGCCUGGUGCAGCCGGUGUAUGAGAACGACCCCCAGGGACCCAGAGCCGUCCCCGAGACACACCCCCUACUCCAAGACUGGCAGGCCUCCAACAACGGCCGUCCCAACAUGGAGGAGGGCAUCACCCUCUUCUCCACGCUGCUCAACAACAAGCACUUCCUGGUCACCUUCGUCCACGCCCUGGAGCAGCAGAAGGACUUUGCCGUCAGAGACAGGUGCAAUCUAGCAUCGCUGCUCACUAUCGCCCUCCAUGGCAAACUGGAGUACUACACCAGCAUCAUGAAGGAGCUGCUGGUGGAUCUGAUCGAUGCCUCUGCCUCCAAGAACCCCAAGCUGAUGCUGCGGCGCACGGAGAGCGUGGUGGAGAAGAUGCUCACCAACUGGAUGUCCAUCUGCAUGUACAGCUACCUCAAGGAGAGAGUAGGGGAGCCCUUCUUCCUCCUGCUGUGUGCCAUAAAGCAGCAGAUCAACAAGGGCUCCAUUGACGCCAUCACGGGCAAGGCUCGCUACACCCUCAACGAGGAGUGGCUGCUCCGGGAGAACAUCGAGGCCAAACCACAGAACGUCAACGUCUCGUUCCAGGCUUGUGGCAUGGACUCUGUGAGUGUGCGAGUGAUGAACACCGACACCAUCUGCCAGGUGAAGGAGAAGAUCCUGGAGGCCUUCUACAAGAACCUGCCCUUCUCCCAGUGGCCACACUCCCAGGACGUCGACCUGGAGUGGUUCCCCAGCGGAGGAGGCAGUCGGAUCCUGCAGGACCUGGACAACACUUCAUUGAUGGAGGACGGACGCAAGAAGCUCAACACCGUCAUUCACUACCAGAUCCCUGAGGGAGCAGCUUUGGCCAUGAGCAUGAAGGACAAGAGAGAAAACACACUGGGAAGAGUGAAAGACUUGGACACAGAAAAAUACGUCCAUCUGGUGCUUCCUCAUGACGAGCUGAUUGAGACCAGGAAGAGCCAUCGCCAUAGCCAUCGUAAGAAGGUGCUGCCAGAGAUCUACCUGACGCGCCUGCUCUCCACCAAGGGCACGCUGCAGAAGUUCCUGGACGACCUGUUCCAGGCGAUCUUGACGAUGCCUCAGGAGCGCCCCCCGCUGGCCGUCAAGUACUUCUUCGACUUCCUGGAGGAGCAGGCGGACAAGAGGGGCAUCAGCGACCCUGAUACACUGCACAUAUGGAAGACAAACAGCUUGCCACUGCGUUUCUGGGUGAAUAUUCUGAAGAACCCGCAGUUUGUGUUUGACAUUGACAAGACGGACCAUAUGGAUGCCUGUCUGUCAGUGAUUGCCCAAGCCUUCAUCGACGCCUGCUCCAUCUCAGACUUGCAGCUGGGCAAGGACUCCCCCACCAAUAAGCUGCUGUAUGCCAAAGAGAUCCCGGAGUACAAGAAGCGCGUGCAGGGCUACUACCGGCAGAUCCAGGAGAUGGCGCCGCUGAGCGAGCAGGAGAUGAACGCACACCUGGCCGAGGAGUCACGGAAAUACAGGAAUGAGUUCAAUACCAACCUGGCCCUGACUGAAAUCUACAAAUAUGCCAAGAGAUAUCGCAAUCAGGUGGUGAAUGCUCUGGACUCCAACCCCACGGCUCGCCGCACCCAGCUGCACCAUAAGUUCGAGCAGGUCAUCGCCCUGGUGGAGGACAACAUCUACGAGUGCAGCAGUGAGGCCUGAACAGGACUGGCCAAUCACGUGCCUCCGUGCCAACACCGUGCCAGUCACUGGGGUUCAGAACUUCCUGCUUAAUGAGACUUUGGUCCAAACGACGGGUCGGGGAGGGGGCGGGGCGAUCAAGGGUGGCGAACCAACCAGGGUGGGAGAAUGGGAAAAGCCAUGGAAUGUGGUUGGACGAUACUGGACGAGGUCACAGAUUGGGAUUGAAUGGAAUGGACUGACAAGACAGGACAAGGGGAACCGGAGAGAGAUGAAGACCAUGAAGACUCAUCUCUCAUCUUUCUCUCUCUCUCUCUCUCGCUCUUCUCAUCUCUUAUUUCUGUUGUGCGUGCGUGUAUAGGUGACGACGUGAACAUACUUCACACUGUCCUUCCACACGCAUACGCUCACAAUGUUCCCUGCUGACGUGGGCUAAUUUGUAGGGACCAUAGAUAUCUAUUUACUGUCACCAUAUAGGGCUCUAUGGUCUAUAUAUAUGUGCAUUAACCAUUGAUUGAUAUGGCAGAUAUCUAUGGUAUCUACAUAGAAAAAGCCAUACAUAGAUAUCUACGGUGGGGAUCGUAGGUAGAUGUACAUGCAGUAACCAUAGAGAGAUGUCUGUGGUAUCUAUAUAGAGAAACCAGAAAGAUAUCUAUGGUGGGGAUCUUAGAUUUGCAUAGAUAUGAACACUAGAUGCCGUCUUUUGCCUCUUGGCUUGGCCCAACCCCGGGAGCCGCCAUAUUGGGCGGGUAUUAUAUGUUUUUCAUGAUGUUACUGCCACCUACAAGGUAAUGUGUGUAUCGUUUUGUCACGCUUGAUGGCAGCAUAAUACCGACUAAACAUGGCGGCGAUCUGACUGGAGCCAUUCGUUCCAAUACAUAGGAAUGGCCAAAGCGGCAUCUAGUGAUGAGAUCUAUGAUAGAUUAUGUACAUGCAGUAAGUACCAUAAAGAAGUAUAUCUAUGGUGCAGUAGGGAGGGUUGGAAGUGAGUGUGGGGGGCUGGUGGCGCUGGAACCUGUGGUUCCUCAGCCUUGUUUUAGCACUGACCUGCUCGGAGAGCUGUUGAUGCACUGGACUGAACAUUUUACUGUCCUUACAGAAUAUUUAUGUCUUACAGAGGGCGGGGGCGACUCUUCUGUCAAUAGGAAAAAAGGGGAGUCGUAUUUUUAGUGAAAAUAAAAGACAAAAAAUGGAACCUCCCCUCAACCUUUUCAUUGUAGUCUGCACUGUUCUCAGGUCUGAUUGUCCAAAAGGUGAUUUUUUUUUCUUUUAUGGUGCUUCAAAGUUAAGAUAUGCCUUCUCUGCUCUAUUGCAUACAAAUCCCAUCAUGCUUUGCUUGCUGGUUAGGAAAAGACAAGGGGGGAGUGUGUGUGUUUGUGCGUGUGUGUGUGCGCUUGUGUGUGUGCGUGCGUACGGUUCCUCAUCUGCUCUGGUAUAGGCCCAUAUGUUAGCCCAUGGGAGACUGUGUGUGUGUGUGUGUGUGUGUGUGUGUGUGUGUGUGUGUGUGUGUGUGUGUGUGUGUGUGUGUGUGUGUGUGUGUGUGUGUGUGUGUGUGUGUGUGUGUGUGUGUGUGUGUGUGUGUGUGUGUGUGUGUGUGUGUGUGUGUGUUGCAAGCAUAUGUGUGUAGUUGUGGAUGUGUGUGUGUGGAUGUGUGCGUGUGUUUGUGGAUUGUGGAGGGCUUUUUUAGUACCUUUAAGGAUCUGUUUGGUGAUAACCUGUAACUAGGCAAUGUGUUAAUGUAAUAUCUAGUGUACAAAUGAAUGCUUCUUUAAAGAAAGAGGGAAAUUUUAUUAAAUACAACUACUAUGAAGUUUUAAUUCUUUUUUGAUUACUAGAGACAAUGUCAUGCAUAAAAAGCCUGAAUCUACGCUGCCUCCUUGU